GUUUAUCCUAAAACACAAAAUUUUCCCUAGGAAAUUAUAAAACGCAAAUAUCAAAAUACCCCUCUCUUCACUUUACAGCCCAUUCCAUUUUCUUGUGGCGCCGUCUGUAUCGCGCUUCUUUCACUCCCUCUCUCUGACAUUUUCAUAAAUAUUCUCUGAUUUUUAAUUGUUUUCUAUGGCUGGGGAGAAUGUUGAUGAGCUUGAUGAAGGUGGGAAUUGCCAUCCUCCAGAAAAACAGGGACUCAACGAUGGUUCAGGAGGGGGAGAAAAGUGGCCUGGAUGGCCUGGAGAGAAUGUUUUCAGGAUGUUGAUUCCUGUGCAAAAGGUUGGCUAUAUAAUUGGUCGCAAGGGUGAACAUAUCAAAAAACUUAGUGAGGAGACAAAGGCUCGCAUAAAGAUUCUCGAUGGUCCUCCUGGAACAUCUGAAAGAGCUGUAAUGGUUUCUGCGAAGGAAGAGCCUGAUGCCCCAAUUGCUCCUGCUAUUGAUGGUUUGCUGAGGGUUCACAAAUGUAUUAUGGAUGUAGAGAGUGAUGUUCCAUCAGCUGCAGGAGUUAUGGUUUCCACCAGGCUUCUAGUGGUGGCUGCGCAAGCUGGAAGUUUGAUUGGAAAGCAGGGUGCCACCAUAAAAUCUAUACAAGAAGCUUCUAAUUGCAUUGUUCGAGUUCUUGGAGAAAACCUGCCUCUUUUUGCUCUGCAAAAUGAUACUGUUGUUGAGAUACAAGGGGAGCCUGCAAGUGUGCACAAAGCUGUUGAACUAAUUGCAUCUAAUCUACGGAAAUUUUUAGUUGAUCGCAGUGUUAUUAAAGUAUUUGAAAUGGAAAUGCAGAAGCCAAAUACUCAAGGGAAUGAGAACAUGCCCCCUCAACAAUCCUGGGACCCUUCUCAAGUCUUUCCGAUAAAUACUGGUGGUGAACCUGGUUUUGUGCCUAAUCUUCAAUAUAUGCAGCCUCCAUAUCAACUUGACAAUUAUUAUCCACCACCAGCCCAAACUCCUUUGGACCAGCAUCAUCAUCAUCAGGGUCCUCCUUAUGGAAGAGAAACAGGUGCAGGAGUGAGUUCACCCAGUUUGACACCACAACAAUCAAUUGUCAACAAGAUCACACAGUACAUGCAAGUUCCUCUAUCAUAUGCAGAUGCUGUAAUUGGGGCAUCUGGUGUAAAUAUAAGCUAUGUACGCCGUACCAGUGGGGCAACUAUAGCAAUAGAAGAAACAAAGGGAGUACCUGGGGAGAUGACUGUUGAGAUAAAUGGAUCUGUUUCACAAGUCCAAACUGCUCAACAGUUGAUACAGAACUUCAUGGCUGAAGCUGCCAGCUCAACACUGAAUCUCGCAGGUGGAGCAAUCAGCCAAGGAUAUAAUCCAUUUCCAACUCAUGGCGCUGUCUCUACGUCUCAACCAUCCAAUGUCAUUGAACAUUUAGGCCCUUCAGCUGGUGGAAGUUAUGGUUCAGUAUAUGGCUCCCAUUCUGGCUAUUGAGAAGCUAAUAUUUACCAUCCUAGUCCAAUUCGGGCCAAGUUUCAAGUAAACAAUAUGUUAGCACCAAAGCUUUUGUAGAACAUACUGGGUAGUUCAAUGCAGGGAAUUAGUAAUGUGGGAUCCAGAAAGUUUUAAUUAGGGACUACCAAAUGUUUUUCAUUUCUCUUACAACAUACAUUGGGUGAAACAAUCAGGUUGGACCUUUCUAAGCUGGUUCUAUUUGGUUUC
Molecule: messenger RNA, 1705 nt
Organism: Vitis vinifera (wine grape)
Lineage: Eukaryota; Viridiplantae; Streptophyta; Magnoliopsida; Vitales; Vitaceae
Product: flowering locus K homology domain
Exons: 7
Coding region: 176-1477 (433 amino acids)
Biological process (GO): regulation of gene expression
Cellular component (GO): cytoplasm; nucleus
Molecular function (GO): mRNA binding
Source: RefSeq, a predicted model, not a curated record